Molecule: messenger RNA, 1854 nt
Organism: Phaedon cochleariae (mustard beetle)
Lineage: Eukaryota; Metazoa; Arthropoda; Insecta; Coleoptera; Chrysomelidae
Source: the annotation of a GenBank genome assembly
AUAUCACACUCAAUGACUAAAAUCAGGAUUCAAGGUGGAUUCAAGAAUUUCAAGAUAUAAAAGAGAAUGAAUGAUUUCAAAAGUGAAAUCCUUAGAUCAAAACAAAGCCAAUCUUUUCGAUGUUGAUUAAUUCUCCUAUAAAUGGACGAACUUCAAAAUCUUGUUGAAAUAUCAAUAUGGGAAAAGCUUAGGAAAGGUGAAGCAGAUUCUCCCUUGUCGAUUCUUGUCAGAGAUAAUGAAUCACUGAUGAAAGAAACUGGUUUAUCAUGCAAAGAACUUGAAGAAGUGAAAGCCACCCUUUCAAAUAUUGUUUUCAGAUCACAAUUCCUUUCUGCUGAUAUAGUUGAACCAUGGGACCGAGUGAGCACAGGAUGUCAAAAUAUAGAUUCCCUAAUGAGAGGAGGCAUUCCUAUCAAUGGUAUAACAGAAAUAUUUGGAUGUAGUGGGGUUGGCAAAACACAGUUUUGUUUGCAACUAUCUCUGCAAAUACAAUUGCCAUAUGAUUUGAAUGGGAAAGAAAAAGGUGUGGUCUAUAUUUGUACAGAAGAUCCCUUUCCCUCUAAACGCCUCCAUCAACUGUCUGAAUCAUUCAAAGAGCACUAUAAAUUGCCACAAAUUGAUUUUGAAUCAAAUAUUUUUGUUGAUCAUUCAGCAGAUCUUGAACAGUUGAAAUGCUGCCUUUCUGUAAGGUUGCCAAAUUUGAUACGUUUAAAGAAUAUUGGCCUCAUUGUCUUGGAUUCUAUAGCAGGCCCAUUCAGAAGUGAAAAUAGCAAAACAAACUAUACAAGCAGAGGGCGGGAGUUGUGUGAUAUCUCUUCAAGUCUGAACCAGCUGUGUGAAGAGUUUAAAAUUGCUGUUGUUUGUGUCAACCAGGUAACUGAAGAUGUGGUUAAUGAUAAAACAGAACCUUGUUUAGGUUUGGCUUGGAGCAAUAAUGUCACUUAUAGGUGUCAAAUAUCAAGAUUCAAUGACACCCCAACAAGAGAGUUCGAAAUAAUUUUUGCUCCUGAUUUACCAUGCAGUAAGUGUUAUUUUGGUAUAAGAAAAGACGGACUCGUUUCUAUUGAUGAUGUGAGAUGAGGAUGUAUUUUUGUAUUCCCGUGACUAUAGGCACGUUGAUGUGCACGCGAAAUAUUUCAUCCCUGCACGUACAUCAUGUCACCCACAACACGCGAUAUCCGCUAGAUGCAAUGGGGGACUUCGCGCCAAGUUGCCAACCUAGAAACCUCUACCUCUGUAGAAACAAUAUUAUGAAAGUUUGAUUACUCAAAUAGCUUCAUUUUGGUGUAAUUUCAUUGAAGGAGUCUACUCAGCUUUUUACUGAAAUUUAUUCAGAAGAAAAAUUAAUUUUUGUGAACUUGUUGUCGCAUUUGCGGUACGUCAAUAUUGAAAUGUCAAUACUUUCAAUAGCGUCACGAGUAGAAAAUGGUAUAUCAACGAAUUACUAAUCAGUAAAGUUCGAAUCACGUUCGAACUUCGAAUAGUGAUCAAGAAAAUCUAAUGAGAAACGUGCAAACCAAUAAUAAACUGAAUGUGAGGGUUCCAAAGUUAUCUGGUGGGGCUACUCUUGACUCGUCGUAGUGGUAAUUAACAUAACAUUGUUAUUGGGUCUUUAUAUUUAUUGUUAUUCAUCUAUAUUUUCUCACUACCCAUAAUUAAUAGGUAUCUCAUGCUAUAAUAAAUAUUGUGAUGUUCGAAUAGUCUUGGGAUGCAGCAGUCUAAUUAUUUGAAUAAAGGUAUGUUAUUUUGAUAUUGUUGUUUUCCCACAUUUGUGAUAAUAUGUAUCUCUAUUAUUGGAACCUUUGACGACCAGUCGUGUACUUAUUAAACGAUUUCUUUUCCUUAUUAUUUUUU